Messenger RNA from Macroventuria anomochaeta, 2698 nucleotides. RefSeq lists its product as uncharacterized. Gene Ontology annotation, cellular component: peroxisomal membrane. Gene Ontology annotation, molecular function: long-chain fatty acid transmembrane transporter activity; ATP binding; ABC-type transporter activity. Lineage: Eukaryota; Fungi; Ascomycota; Dothideomycetes; Pleosporales; Didymellaceae. The coding region runs from base 468 to 2600 and encodes 710 amino acids. The transcript is spliced from 3 exons. The record is from RefSeq and is a predicted model, not a curated record. Gene Ontology annotation, biological process: very long-chain fatty acid catabolic process; fatty acid beta-oxidation; long-chain fatty acid import into peroxisome.
GACUGUGCCAGUGAAGAGACGGUUCGCCUUCAUUGGUCAGUAGGCGCAACCGUUUGCUAUGAAACGCGCUGAAGAUGCUAUGAUCGUAUUGCUGGCAUAUGGAGGUCGUCGCGUCCUUGCCAAAGAUUGAAGAAGGGUCGAAGGUGUUGGAGGAAGAGAUCACAAGCUGGGGAGGAGUACGCUUAUCGAAUGCGAUUGGCGCGUUGUGGGGGAAAGCCGAGGCUCUCGUCUCCAGGUUCACAUGUUGCCGCGAAGCAGCUCUUUGGUCACGCAUCACCGCGUCUUGCAUGAUCCACGAGGUUCACAUGUAAGGCGCAUACGCGAGGUAGCUUCUGCGAAGGCCUCGUUCUCCAGAUUACACCCACGAGCUUCCCAAUAAUCCAGAACACCACUCAGCGGAGCGCGAGCAUUGAGUACAUGGUGACGUUUGACACACCUACGCUACGAAUGCCUCGCCUACGGUAGCCAUGGCCGUCUUGUCGAAACCUUGGGCGAAGCAAGGCCUAUCGGGCGCUUCGAUCAAGUCGCUUGUAAACGAGUUCACCUCCCUCUAUCUUCGAAAUCGCACACGCAUAUCACGCGCCGUAUACCUUACGCUCUUCGUCACCCUCAUUAACCGCGUUCGCAAUGCUAUCGCCGAGCAAAAAGCAGCCUCGAUACGGCGCGAAGCUCAACGCAGAACAGGGUCAGGGCCCAGUGAGGGUGAAGCAACUGGGCGAAAAAAGGUGGAAUUGAACCGCGAGUUCUUUAAGAACUUGUUGCGGCUGCUGAAGAUCUGUAUACCCGGAUGGAGGAGUAAGGAGUUCAGACUCAUCAUCAGUCAUAGUGUCUUCUUGGUGCUGAGGACAAUGAUCAGUUUGUAUGUCGCCGAGCUUGAUGGAAGGCUCGUCAGUAGUCUGGUGCGGGGGAAAGGGAGCGAGUUCCUGAAAGGGCUUGUGUGGUGGAUGACAGUCGCUAUCCCGGCCACCUUCACAAACUCGAUGCUCUCCUACCACCAAUGCAAACUAUCAUUGCAAUACCGCACACGACUCACGAAUUACAUCCACAACAAAUACCUCUCGCACAUGACCUUCUACACACUCUCUGCUCUCGACGACCGAAUCAAAAAUGCCGACCAGCUCAUCACGGUAGAUGUAGCCAAGUUCGCGAACAGUCUUGCGGAACUAUACUCGAACCUAGCAAAGCCUGUGCUCGAUAUCAUAGUAUACAACUACUCGCUGUCACGGAGCGUAGGAGGAGAAGGUCUCUUCUUCAUGAGCUUGCUCGUCCAGCUAUCUGCGACCGUCAUGCGCGCGCUCACUCCACCCUUUGGCAAAUACGUCGCAGAUGAAGCGAGACUCGAGGGCGAGUUCAGAUUCCAGCACUCGCGGCUCAUCGACUCCAGCGAAGAAGUGGCACUGUAUCACGGCCAUGAGGCGGAGAAAGACACACUGGACAAGGGUUACUUCACGCUUAUCAAGCAUGUCAACAGGAUACUGAGAAGACGUCUAUACCACGGUGUCAUGGAGGACUUCGUGAUCAAGUACUUCUGGGGUGCGCUGGGGCUUCUGCUCUGCAGUGUGCCUGUGUUCUUCCAGGUUCCCGGACAGAACGCAAAGAACAUGGGCGACCGGACAGAAAGCUUCGUGACCAACCGUCGCAUGCUACUCAUGUCUUCUGAUGCCUUCGGCCGCGUCAUGUUCUCCUAUAAAGAGAUCACUGAGCUCGCCGGCUACACGUCGCGCGUGUCUACCCUGCUGGACGUCAUCGACGACAUCCAGGCUGGCCAUUUCGAGAAGAAGCUCGUUUCAUCCGCCGAUACAGAAGAGAAUGCUGCCGUACUACGCGGCCGCGGCACGAUCACAGAAGGCGAAGACAUCAAGUUCGUCGACGUGCCCAUCGUGUCACCCAACGGCGACGUACUGGUGCGCAAGCUGUCAUUCACCGUAAAGCCAGGCGAUCAUCUUCUCAUCGUCGGUCCAAAUGGCUGCGGAAAGUCGAGUUUGUUCCGCAUCCUGGGCGGUUUGUGGCCUGUCUACGGUGGCACAGUACGCAAGCCACCUUUCGAAGACAUAUUCUACAUCCCUCAACGCCCAUACCUUUCUCGGGGAACAUUGCGUCAACAGAUCAUUUACCCUGACAACUUGCGCGAGAUGCGCGAUAAGGGCAUUACAGAUGAUGACCUAUACAGCAUCCUCGGUGUAGUCGAAAUCGAAUCCGUAGUCGACCGUCCAGGUGGUUGGGACGCUGAGCAGGAGUGGACAGAUGUGCUAUCCGGCGGCUUACAGCAGCGAGUCGCUAUGGCACGAUUGUUCUAUCACCGACCUCGGUACGCGAUCCUGGAUGAGUGUACAAGCUCUGUAACGCUGGAGAUCGAGAGGGUGAUGUACGAUGAGGCGAAGAGGCUAGGUAUCACACUCAUGACCGUCUCGCACAGGAGGAGUCUGUGGAAGUACCAUGAGAAGAUCUUGCAGUUCGAUGGGCAAGGAAGGUAUGUGUUCACAAAGCUGGACGCAGAGAGAAGGCUUGCGCUUGAAGACGAGAAGGAGGACAUUGAGCUGCAGCUGCGAGCUGUCCCGGACAUUGAGGAGAGGAUUGCGGAACUGGAAGCCUCAAUGUGACGACAGCGGUGAAGGGCCCGACGGAUAUGCAACCAGCCCAACCAGUACUUCUUAGCUUUCUGCUAGCUGUUCUUAUGGACAGCAUCAGAAUGGUAGAG